Eucalyptus grandis is the source of this 933-nucleotide messenger RNA. RefSeq lists its product as uncharacterized. Lineage: Eukaryota; Viridiplantae; Streptophyta; Magnoliopsida; Myrtales; Myrtaceae. The record is from RefSeq and is a predicted model, not a curated record. The coding region runs from base 1 to 933 and encodes 310 amino acids. The transcript has 3 exons.
AUGGCCGACCAAAGCAAGAUGCGCGAUCGCAUGUCCUCCGUGGAAGAUCAACUCAAACAGUUAGCCGCUUCCAUGCAGCUUAUAACCGCUCAACUUCAAUCCCUCCAAGUGAACCCGAGUCCUCCACCUGCUCUCCCCGAGAUAGUAGUCCCGAGGCAGGCAAAUAAGGCCCAAAUGAGUGAUGACGAAAUGCCCGAGCUGGGAGAUGACAUGGUCCUUGUUGGAAAGGCCAAGCUAGACAGUGUUCCCAAGGCAGAUCAAGAUGAGUGCGUUGCAAAGCUGGAGGAGAAAGUGAGACAGCUGCAGGAGUCACAAAGCUCACUCCCAUUCGACCUCUCGGUCUAUGAGAAGGUCAAAAUGCCGAGCAAGUUUAAAAUGCCAGAAUUUGAGAGGUAUGACGGGACAUCUUGUCCGAAAUCUCAUUUGCAGAUGUACCACGUGCGCAUGGCCCAACACGUAAAAAAUGAGCCCCUCAUGAUCCAAUCGUUUCAUGCGAGUUUGACAGGGCCCGCACUAAACUGGUACGUGAUGAAGAACAUAAACCUCCUCGAAACCUGGAAUGAGGUAGCAGACGCAUUCCUCAAACAGUACAAGUUCAACAUGGACAUCGCGCCUUCCCGAGAAGACUUGGAGAGGAUGGAAAAGAAAAGGACUCAAAUCACUCCUAAACCUACUAACAAGGAGCUGAUGAAGUUAUUUGUCAAGACUCUCCCAAUUGAAUUCCGCAACCGAAUGGCUAGCACAUAUGUUGAGAACUUCAACCAACUUAUCCCGGUGGGUGAACAGAUCGAGAUGGGGAUAAGAGAAGGGUGGUUUACUGAGCCAUCUUACAAGAGAUUUUCUACCAAGAAGGAGAAGGAUCCUGAAGUUGAGAUUAAUAUGGCCUACUCUCAAUCGAAUCGUGAUACAUCCAAUCGCGCUCCGGGUUCUUGA